AAAAACGUCGGCGAGCGUGCACGCGGCCGAUUCACAGCCGAGACCGAACUUAUCGCCUCCUCACCGCUCUUUACCUUGAGUUUCUCUCUCGUUCCCCACCCUGGAUAAUGCGCGACGAGCAACACAUUCAGAUAUAAAAGCGAACUUAACGGGGGUGUCGGAUCCAGUCGCUCGCGUGUGGACGACUAGGCGGGGACGAGGCAAAAGGAGGUCCAUCCUUCGCGGUGCCGGUGGCUUUGCGUCUGGAAAUCUCGGAGCUCCUUGCGGCCCUUGAAGACGAAAGGGCAAGGGACCUCGAGCAAGGAGAACCAAGAGGCGCGAGAAGAACCCCCUCCCCCGGAUUUCAGCGAUUAAUGAUUAGGAAAGAGAAGACAUCGGUGCGUCGCGUCCUCCAAGGAUAAUAGAUCCCCGGCCCCUAGGAUGAUCUCCGCGUGGAAAGCAUGCUGCAGCCGACUGCCGCAACGAUGGAUAUUCGCUAUCAUGGGAUUUUUGGCGGUCCUGAAUGCCUAUACCAUGAGAAUCUGCCUCUCGAUCACCAUUACGGAGAUGACGAUUCCGAUAGAUCACAAUUACACAGACAGUAGUUGUCCGGACAAUAUAGAAUCUGAGGCAAACAAUACGACGGUCGAUACGACCGAUCGAUACGACUGGGAUGAACGUACGCAGGGCCUCAUUCUUUCGUCCUUCUACUGGGGGUACGUCAUCACGCAUCUGCCGGGCGGGAUGCUGGCUGAGAGGUUUGGCGGCAAGUACUCCCUCGGUCUUGGUAUGCUCUCGACCGCGAUAUUUACCCUGCUGACGCCGGUGGUGGUCAAGUGGGGCGAGGCGACCGGUCUGGUCGUGCUGCGAAUCCUCAUGGGCCUCGGCGAGGGCACGACCUUCCCGGCGUUGAACGCAAUGCUAGCUCAGUGGACGCCGCCGGAGGAGAGAUCGGUAAUCGGCUCGCUGGUGUUCGCCGGUGCCCAACUCGGCACGGUGUUCGCCAACUUAUUGUCCGGCCUGAUCCUGCACGACUACAGCUGGCCCGCCGUCUUCUACGUGUUCGGAGGCAUUGGCGUGUUGUGGUUCGUCACGUGGGUGCUGAUCUGUUACAACAACCCGGACGAGCAUCCGUUCAUCUCUGAAAAAGAGGUCAAGUUCCUGCACGAUCGUAUGAAUGAGCACACUCAUAAGAAACCACCGUCCGUGCCCUGGCGACACAUGCUGCGCUCGCUACCCGUCUGGGCCCUAAUCGCCGCCCAGAUCGGCCACGACUGGGGCUUCUUCACCUUGGUCACCGAUCUACCCAAGUACAUGAGCAGCGUACUCAAAUACCCCAUCAAGAGCAACGGCUUCGUCUCGGCGUUGCCCUACCUCGUCAUGUGGUUCAGCAGCAUAGGCGCGUCUUGGCUGGCCGACUGGAUGAUCACCAGGGGCGUCAUGUCGCGCACCAACGUGAGGAAACUCGGCACCACAAUCGCCUCCAUAGGCCCGGGCGUCUUCAUCAUUGGCGCCUCGUACGCCUCGUGCGACCGAACGCUGGUGGUGGCCAUGUUCACCAUCGGCAUGGCUCUAAUGGGUACCUUUUACCCCGGGAUGAAAGUCAAUGGACUGGAUCUCAGCCCCAAUUACUCCGGCACCCUGAUGGCGUUGGUGAACGGGAUAGGCGCUUUCACCGGUAUCUUCACGCCGUACAUCGUCGGCGAGGUGGCGUCCGAGCAAACGAUGAUGCAAUGGCGAACCGUCUUCUGGAUCGUCCUGGGUGUCUUCAUCCUGACGAACAUCAUCUUUGUCCUGUACGCCAGCGGGGAGGUUCAAUACUGGAACGAUCCCGAUUUCGUCAUACAGGAUCGGGAGGAGAGGCGGCGCAAGAAAGAGGAGGAAAAGGCGGAAUCGGGGGAGAAAUCAUGAAAAUGUUGCUAACGACGCUUUUCCUCGCGGUGCCCCAGAGAGUGUUGGGCUCUUAACAAACAUAGCCGGACUUGUUGAUAAUCUCGUGAUCAUCCCGAGACAUUGUAUUUCCUCGACAGACGCAUUCUCAAGGCCCGCCUGUCAUUUCGCCUUGACUUUCAACGAAGAUCUCACAUCCGCGUGAAGGAAAGAUGCCGGAGAAAGACGCGCGUCGACACCUCUCGCGCAUAAUCCUUGAAUAGUAAUUUACGCGCGACAUUAAAGUCACGCGGUGCCGGAAUGCAUCUCGAGUUCACAUUAGACCGUAUCGCUCAAUGCGCCGGCGACAUUUACGCAAGCCGAGCCUUUUUCGUCGUGAAAGGAGAAACUGUAAAUUGAAGCCGAUAGAUCAGUAGCGAUUGUACAUAUUAAGGAUUAAGUAAAAUGUAUAGUAUAAUUUUAAUUUAAUUGAAUAAAACACUAAUUGCGCAUCUC
Temnothorax curvispinosus is the source of this 2364-nucleotide messenger RNA. Its product is annotated as putative inorganic phosphate cotransporter. The record is from RefSeq and is a predicted model, not a curated record. Gene Ontology annotation, biological process: monoatomic anion transport; transmembrane transport. NCBI's taxonomy places the organism in Eukaryota, Metazoa, Arthropoda, Insecta, Hymenoptera, Formicidae. Gene Ontology annotation, molecular function: transmembrane transporter activity. The coding region runs from base 421 to 1890 and encodes 489 amino acids. The transcript has 4 exons.